AAAGAUGGAAGAUAGAUGGAUAGGCAGACCACAACGGCGAGUUGCAUCGUCAUUGUCCGUUGGUCGCGCACGCAGUUUCACCGGAGACCGGGCCAAAAGGCCCCGCCCUCCGCUCGGUCGAAACUGAAGCGCAGAGGCGCCGCGCGGCCGCAGCCGCAGCCGCUCGCGCCCGUGACUCCACGUACGCCCCGCAGGCCACGCGCUCCGUCCGGCCUCCAGCGCGAGCGUUUCCGCUCCGGCCUCGGCUCCGCCGCGAGCCACGCCACGCGUCCCCCCUGUCACGACAUGUGUCCUGCCGGGCGGGCGGCGUCCCGUCCCGUGUCCGCGAUUCCCAAAGUACCCCUCCCCCUCUCUCACACCUCGAAAGCAAAAGAGCAGGGCGGAGGGGCCCCGGCGAGAAGCAAAUUAUUUUUGUUGCGAGGGCGCGUCUCCUUCCUCCUCUCCGUGCGAGGCAGCGGCGAGCAGAGCAGACCGGAACAGCAGCACACCACCGGACAACAUCAAUGGCGUCCACCUCCCUCCUCGGCUGCGCAGUUCUCUGACCAGUUCGUGGCUUCGCCGGCGAUGGAGGCCUACUCGAGGGACCUGCUGCGCGGCGUCGGCGGGGGAGGCGAGGCCGGUCGCGGCGAGGAGAAGCCGGGGCGCCUGGAUUCGCAGACCGAGGAGGUCGAGCUUAGCCUCGGCCUGUCGCUCGGGGGGCGAUUCGGGCAGGAGAGGAGGAGGGGCGAGGGGCUCGCCAGGUCCUCGUCCGUCGCCUGCAUCCAGCAGGUGACGCCGGCGCCGCCCGCGCUCGCCAGGACAAGCUCCCUGCCGCCUAUGGCGGAGGCGGAGGCGGGGAACAGCGCCGCUUCCCUUAGGAGCGGCGUCGAGGUCCAGCCGCAGGGGAGUGGUGCCGGUGCCGCUCUUAACGGCGUCGUGGUGGAGCCCGCAGCUUUGCCACGGGCGAGCUUGAGCCCCCCGUCCACAGGCUCGUCGGACGGCGAAGGGAAGCUGCGGGCGAGCUUGAGCCCCCCGUCCACAGGCUCGUCGGACCGCGAAGGAAUCCUCGCGAGGACAAGUUCACUCCCUGCUGGCAUCGAGGAUGGGUGGAGGAAGAGGAAGCUAGCAGAAACUCUGAACAAACUCGAAAUGAAGAGGAGUAUCGACAGGAUGAACUCUUCCAACGCUUCUGUAGGGGAGGUUGGAGAGAACCCAGAUGAAAUGAGUGAGCAGGCAGGAGGAAAGGCAACAGUACAAAGAAUGAACCGUACCAAUGUGAGGCGUCGCUUGAGUGGGCUUCCUCCACCAUAUCAGCCUCCAGCUGCAUCACAAGGUCCGAAAAGGAAUUCAGCUUUGAAAGGAACUCCUGGCGCUCUAGAGCGGAGCCUGUCAUCGGCUGUUCUGCCCUCGUCUGAGGGUGCAAAAAGCAGCGCCGUGACAACCCCUUCAUCUUCAGCAUCGGUGGUGAGAGCAGCAGCCCCUGGCAUCUCCACAGGGGAGCAGCAGGAUGGUUCAGAAAGGCCGGCGGCAAGAGCUACUAGGACCAGGAGCGUGGCAGACAUGGUGCGGAAGAUGCCGGUGGUGUACACCAGCGGGCUCCCCAACGGCGAGAGGAUCGACGGCUUCUUGUACCAGUACAGCAGAGCUGAGGAGGUGAGGAUUGUGUGUGUGUGCCAUGGUAGCUUCCUGACUCCGGCGGAGUUUGUGGCGCAUGCCGGAGGCAGCGAAGUCACCCACCCAAUGAGGCACAUCGUCGUCAACCCCCCGUCGCUCUAGACCGGCGCGCGCACGCAUGCGGGUCGCGCAAGUGCUCCGCGUGUGGCCUCAGCAGCCCUAAGCUUAGCUUGGAACUAGAAAUCUCAUCGUGAGACUGCAUUUUAUGUUUUACAGACUGCACAUUACAGUACUUAUUAUCCUGAAACUGAAGACAUGGUGGGAGAUUUGCUCCUACAGACAACUAAAUAGCAAACAUAUGACAGAUUGAA
Aegilops tauschii subsp. strangulata is the source of this 1964-nucleotide messenger RNA. Its product is annotated as ninja-family protein MODD. Gene Ontology annotation, biological process: negative regulation of DNA-templated transcription; signal transduction. The record is from RefSeq and is a predicted model, not a curated record. Gene Ontology annotation, cellular component: nucleus. NCBI's taxonomy places the organism in Eukaryota, Viridiplantae, Streptophyta, Magnoliopsida, Poales, Poaceae.